This is a messenger RNA of Macadamia integrifolia, 2068 nucleotides long. Its product is annotated as sodium channel modifier 1-like. Lineage: Eukaryota; Viridiplantae; Streptophyta; Magnoliopsida; Proteales; Proteaceae. The transcript is spliced from 4 exons. The coding region runs from base 135 to 881 and encodes 248 amino acids. The record is from RefSeq and is a predicted model, not a curated record. Gene Ontology annotation, biological process: RNA splicing. Gene Ontology annotation, cellular component: nucleus.
CAUCUCAAUUCCUAACACAACUGAACUGCAACCGACAAGCUUCCCGGAAACUUUGACAGAACAGGUGAAAGGUUUGAACGUGAGCGGGAGAGAGAGAGAGAGAGAGAGAGAGAGAGAGAGAGAGAGAGAGAGAGAUGAGCGUGUUUGGUGGAGAUAGCUGGGCAAGGGAGGCACAACACAGGAAGAGGAGAGUGGAGGAUCUGAUGGAGGAGGGCCUCAAUAAAGAGGUCGAUUCUAACCCUACUUACAAGAAGCUCUGUAAUGGCAAGUACACCUGCCACGUCUGCCCUCACCAUCCCAUCCUCGAUUCCUCUCUCAUGCUUUCUAUGCACUGUAAGGGAUCAUGUCACAGUGCUGCUCUGUCCAAGUUUAGGGAUAGAGAAUUAAGGAAACAAGAAGAGAUAACGAAGAGAAUGGCGUUAUCUGAUUGUGAUAUUGGUGCUGCUAGCUCCGAUAUCUCUAGUCAACAGUUCAAGUUACGUGGCAAACCAUUGAUUGAACAGACACGAAAGGCUAGAUCUGAGGCACUUUGCAACCAAACAGUCAAACAAAAUGCUGCAAAUGAAACCUGUAAUGGGAAACUCAGUAGGGGCUCAUCUUCAUUCUUUUCUCCCACUGCCCCUCCUGCCCCUAAACAGAGAACAGAGGCAUCAAUGAUGGUGACAUCUACACCCUCUGAAUCUAACAAGAAUAGUGGAUGGCAAAGUAAAGCAGAUUCUAGGUUGCUUGUGCAGCAGCAAUUGGACUUUCGGGAGCGUCAAGAGAGAGAACUCAAAUUUACAGCUGCAGGCUGGAAGCGUGAUUGCCAUGGAAGGUGGUUUAGAGAUGAAAAUGUUGAGUUCGACUCUGAUGAGGAAGAUCCAAAUGUCUGCCUCGUGUAAGUUUUGUGUUUGCCUACAUUGAUUGGUGUCAAUUAUUUCUUAUGGACUGUGGAACCAAAUUCUUUUGAGUGGGGCUGUGGAAAAUGAUCAUGACCGAUCAACCGCCAGAUCAGGCAUCAAAUCCGGUGUAGAGAAGAUCAACAAGUGUAUAUUUGAUACAGGCUCACUAGAUCUGAAAUGGAAGGGAGAAUUUUACACAUUGGACCAAUGGACACCUUAGAAGGAUUUGUUGUAAACUGGAAGUGUUCAUUAACACCAAGUGGGUGGGUUCUGGGUUCUUUCAAAGUGUCAGUAGCGGAAUUCCUUCUCUUUGGGGACCGUAUUUGAGAGCAGAAACAUCUGGACUAAGCCCUUCAAAUUCUUUGAUGCAUUGAAUUCUCAUGAGUACCGGGAGGUGAUUCUUAAGGGCUGAAAUGGAAAGGUAGCAUCUAACAUGAAGUCUCUUGCCACUCUUUCAGCUAAACUCAAGAAUGUAAAGCAAAAGUUGAGAAGAUGUUCAAAGCACCUGUUCGGGGUUGUGUUUGAGAGAUUUGAGGAAUCAAAGGCCGGUCAUCUUCAGCCCCUACAAAGAGCCCUUGCCCAAGACCUCAUAAAUGAGCAGCUUGUGCUGGAGGAGGAGGCUAAGGUGAACCUCAUGGAAGCAGUGAAGGUGGAGGUGGCUUUCUUGAAACAGAAAUCCCAGUUUGGUGGUUGCAACUUGGCAAUGGAAACAACAGCUAACUGAUUGCAAGCAAUGGUUGGACAUUUGGGUUUCUCACAAUCAUUAUGCUUUUAUAAAAGGCCGAUCUAUUGCAGAAACAAAAGAAUUUACACCCUUCGGUCGCUCUUUAAAUCGACCUCCAUAAGGCCUAUGCCUCGCUGAGCUGAAUCUUCUUGUUUGAAGUCAUGGAUUAUAUUGGUUUUCAGUCAAAGUUCAUUGGAUUGUAUUAGGCAUGUGUAGAAUCAGCUAUGUUUUAUAUUGAUGAAUCGUAGCCUAGUAGGGUACUGUUGAGUGUGGAAGGGGAUUUCGGCAAGGGGACCCAAUGUCUCGUUACCUCUUCACCAUUGCUAUGGAAGCAGUGUCAAGUAAUGAAGCAAAACCGGGUGCUUGAGAAUAAAAUCAAGCUCCGCCCUAGGUGUAAAUCUCUGUUGUUUUCUCAUCAAGCUCCUCUUUAAUAUGUUUAGUAAGCACUUGAAAGGGUGGAAAA